This is a messenger RNA of Lactuca sativa (garden lettuce), 2364 nucleotides long. Its product is annotated as exocyst complex component EXO70A1. Gene Ontology annotation, cellular component: exocyst. Gene Ontology annotation, biological process: exocytosis. The record is from RefSeq and is a predicted model, not a curated record. NCBI's taxonomy places the organism in Eukaryota, Viridiplantae, Streptophyta, Magnoliopsida, Asterales, Asteraceae. Gene Ontology annotation, molecular function: phosphatidylinositol-4,5-bisphosphate binding.
GAGUAAUAAUAUAUAAAUUUUAUAUCUUAAAAAUAAUAUUCUAACAUAAAAUAUUAAUAGUAUUGAAUAAUGUAAUUUUAAAACCUUCACGAAUUCCCUUGGAUUUAAUUAUUCCAGCAGAAUCGUUUGUAUUUCGAUUAUUUUUUAAGUCUCUUGGAUUGAAGUCAUCUUCUUCCCCGAUCUCACCGACCUUAACGAAUCACAAAAGCUAGAAACAAAUUAUAUACAUUUUAUCGAUACAAAGAUCCAACCCUCCUUUUAGAUUUUCGUUUUACCACGCUUUUUGAAACAAAAAGUACUUCCUUUUUCUUGAUUACUGUAAUGGAACCGGUGGUGAACGACGGCGCCGCCGAACAGAUUAUCCUCCGAUGGGAUGCCACGGCCUCGGAAGACGCCAGGGUCCGUAUGAUCUUCGACGGGGAUCGGCAAGAGAUUGAGCGUUACUUGCAGGCCGUCGAUCAAAUUCAACGAUCCAUGGACUCAACUACACUGUCGGAUGAUGACCAGCAGUCAACAAAAGUCAACAAUGCAAUCCAGAUCGCCAUGGCUCGUCUCGAGGAUGAGUUUCGUAAUAUACUCAUCACCAACUCUACUCCGAUCGAGACCGAAUCUGUCACCGAGUCGAUCUCUUCAACUCGCUUGACUACCAGAACCAAUAGCUCCCGCAGUGAGUCGCCGGAAAACGAUGAUUGCAGCAACAGAGGGGAAGACGACGCUGUUUCCAGAGAUGGCUCUUCUUCCUUUCCGGAACGCAGUGCGACAUUUGAGAGCUGCAGAUCUAUGACCAGCAUUCGCGAGCAAGAUCUCAUACCAUCGGAAAGCAUUGCUGAUCUCCGAUGCAUCGCCGAGCGUAUGUUCACCGCCGGUUACUCUAGAGAGUGCGUGCAGGUAUAUGGAAGCGUACGGAAGUCCGUGGUGGAUGGAAGCUUCAAGAAGCUCGGUGUUGAGAAACUGAGCAUCGGCGAUAUCCAGAGGCUGGAAUGGGAUGCGUUGAACACCAAAAUCGGAAGGUGGAUACGCGCUGCCAAAAUCUGUGUUAGAGUCUUGUUCGCAAGCGAGAAGAAACUCUGCAAACAGAUCUUCGAGGAUCUCGGAACAGCGGCGGAUGAUGCUUGUUUCAUGGAAACAGUUAAAGGUCCGGCGAUUCAGCUUUUUAACUUCGUGGAAGCCAUUAGUAUUAGCCGUAGGUCGCCGGAGAAGCUGUUCAAGAUCUUGGAUUUACACGAUUCCUUAUUGGAUUUAUUACCUGACAUUGACGACGUUUUUGAUUCUAAACCAGCCGAAUCAAUCAAAACUCAGGCGACGGAGAUACUCUCCAGAUUAGCGGAGGCUGCUAGAGGCAUGCUAUCGGAGUUUGAAGGUGCAGUUCUUCGAGAACCUUCUCGUGUUCCUGUCCCCGGUGGAACCAUUCAUCCAUUAACGAGGUAUGUAAUGAACUACAUAAGCUUGAUUUCAGAUUACAAGCAAACCCUAGCAGAAUUAAUCGUCUCCAAACCUACAACCGGAUCUAGAUACUCGGAUGAUUCCACUACUCCGGACAUGGAUUUCACCGACCACGAAGGUCAAUCACCAUUAGCCCUCCACUUAAUCUGGAUAAUUGCGAUACUGCAAUUCAACCUGGAAGGAAAAUCCAAACACUACAAAGACAAUUCCCUAGCUCAUUUGUUCAUCAUGAACAACGUCCACUAUAUCGUUCAAAAGAUCAAAGGUUCAUCGGAGUUGAGAGAGAUGAUCGGAGAUCAGUACCUGAGAACUCUUACCAGGAUCUUCAGACAGGCAGCUACAAACCACCAACGAGCAACCUGGGUGGGAGUACUGCGGUGUUUGAGAGACGAAGGAUUACACACCACCAAAACUUUCUCAUCUGCUGGGGUUUCAAAGAGCUCUCUGAGAGAACGAUUCAAAUCGUUCAAUGCCAUAUUCGAUGAAGUUCACAGGACACAAUCGUUAUGGCUGGUACCCGAUGAACAGCUUCGUGAAGAGCUCAGAAUUUCCAUAUUGGAAACAUUAAUUCCGGCUUACCGGUCGUUUCUUGGGAGAUUCAGGAAUCAUAUUGAGAGUGGGAGGCACCCUGAGAAUUACAUCAAGUACUCUGUUGAAGAUCUUGAGACUGCUGUGUUGGAUUUGUUUGAAGGAUAUGCAGCUUCACAACACUCGAGGAGAAGAUCACAGUAAAAGGGAGUGUCGGAUAUUGUAGGAUAUCAUUCUUUGAUUAUUUUUUGAGUAAAAGAAAGAUGAAGCCUCAUAAUCUGUUAGCACGUUGUAUGUUAUUUCAUCACUUUGUUUCACUUUUCUUGUUAAUUAUUAACAUGAAUACUCAUAUUUAAUAAAACUUGCAUAACUGCUUUAGUAUGCCUUUUUUUA